This is a messenger RNA of Cuscuta campestris, 1237 nucleotides long. NCBI's taxonomy places the organism in Eukaryota, Viridiplantae, Streptophyta, Magnoliopsida, Solanales, Convolvulaceae. The record is from the annotation of a GenBank genome assembly.
CACCUUCCUCAAUUUCUCCCCCGUCUCCAUAAUUCUAGAGAGAGAAGGAGCAUGCGACGGUGAUUUAAGUGUCAUUAUUAUUAUUAGUGUCAAUUAAUCAAUUAAUUUUAGAGAGAGAAAAUGUUAGGUGUGUUCAGCAGAUCGGUGGUUGCUCCGCCGGAGGAGCUGGUGGCAGCCGGUUGCCGGACGCCGUCACCGAAGACCACAGCCGACGCUCUGGUAAAGCUCUUCCUCAAGACCAAACCGUCGGCGGUUUCCGUCCAGAUCGGCGACGAUGCGCAGUUCGCUUACUCUCACUCCAACCAGUCCGCUUUGCAGCCCAGACUUUUUGCGGUGAAAGAUGAAGUGUUUUGCUUGUUUGCGGGAUCACUUACCAAUCUGGGGAGUUUGAGGCAACAAUACGGGCUCGGAAAGCCAGCGAAUGAGGUGGUUUUGGUCAUCGAAGCCUACAAGGCCCUUCGAGACAGGGCGCCUUACCCUGCAAACCAUGUCGUAGGGCACCUUGAGGGCAACUUUGCCUUCAUAGUUUUCGACAAGUCCACCUCCUCUCUGUUCGUCGCAACCGACCAAUUUGGGAAGGUGCCUCUCUAUUGGGGGAUCACUGCCGACGGGUGUGUGGCGUUUGCGGACGAUGCCGACCUUCUCAAGACCGCUUGCGGGAAGUCACUCGCUUCUUUCCCCCAAGGGUGCUUCUUCUCCACAGCAGUUGGAGAACUGAAAUGCUAUGAAAAUCCCAAGAGCAAGAUCACUGCUAUUCCAGCUCCAGAAGAAGAAAUUUGGGGAGCCAAGUUUAUGGUGGAGGGAGGGGCAGGUGUUGUUGCAGCCACAAAAUAGAGAUGUGUCUCUACAAGUGAUGUGAGGUAUAGAAGAAGAUGUGUUGUGUGUGUGUAUAUACAUAUACAUACAUAUAUAUAUAUAUAUAUAUAUAUAUAUAUAUAUAUAUAUAUAUAUAUAUAUAGACACACACAGAUAUGUGUGUGUAACUGUGUAUGUAUAUGUAUUAUAUAUAUGUAUAUGAGAGGAUCGUUAAUCGAAGUCAUGUUGUGUUUGUAUAUUACUUGUACUAUAUAGUGCUUAAGGAGCUGUUUAUAUUUGGAGGUUUGUUUGGUUGGUUGUUUCACCUUCGCCGUUGUAAAGAACUAAAGAUGGGCUAUAUGUGUAUUGCUCUCUUCUUGUUCACUCCAAUAAUAAAAUCUUUACCAUGGUGUUAACUUUUAAAUAGACUGAUUUUUUAUUC